Molecule: messenger RNA, 1060 nt
Organism: Salarias fasciatus (jewelled blenny)
Lineage: Eukaryota; Metazoa; Chordata; Actinopteri; Blenniiformes; Blenniidae
Product: large proline-rich protein BAG6-like
Exons: 8
Coding region: 440-1060 (206 amino acids)
Biological process (GO): ERAD pathway
Cellular component (GO): BAT3 complex
Molecular function (GO): misfolded protein binding; polyubiquitin modification-dependent protein binding
Source: RefSeq, a predicted model, not a curated record
UCAGAACGGCGGUUGAGAACUCUAUGGGUGACGUCACGAAAGGAUUUGUGUUGCUCUCCAGCCUCCACCUACCCAGAUUACUGCUGAGAUGUGUAAUCUCAGCACAGCGCUGCACCUCCUCUUCACUCUUACUGCCUUUCUUUCUGGAUAAUGAUUGAGGGGAAGAAGUGAAGCAGCUCCAGCCUGCAGUUCACCUUCCGGCCACCAGGGGCCUUAAUGAAGUGGAGCAGCCCCCGGCCCCGUCUGCAGUUCACCCUCCGGCCACUAGGGGCGCUGAUGAGUGUUACGCAGAGUGUGAACGCCUUCAGAAGGGGAGCAGCGGAAGAAAGCUUCUGGUAAAUACCAGAAGAUCCAGAGAAGAGAUUACAGAUUAUCUGAGCAAAACAAACCACUGCGCCCUGGAUCCUCCUGGAGGAAGGACGCCUCUCUAAGGAACACCAUGGAAGAGCAGAGUGCAGACAUUGAGGUGACGGUCAAAACCCUGGACUCCCAGAGCCGGACCUACACCGUGGGAGCUCAGCUGACGGUGAGGGAGUUCAAGGAGCACAUUGCUCCUUCAGUCGGCAUCCCAGUGGACAAGCAGAGGCUGAUCUACCAGGGCCGGGUGCUGCAGGACGAGCGCACGCUGGGGGACUACAAUGUGGGGGGGAAGGUGAUCCACCUGGUGGAGCGCGCGCCCCCCCCUCCGUCCCAGCCGGCCUCGGGGUCCGGGGGCUCGUCGGCCGACAGCGGGCCGUCCUCAUCCUCGCAGGGAGCGUCUCAGGUGCCGCCGCACGACCGCAACGCCAACAGCUACGUGAUGCUGGGGACGUUCAACCUGCCCCUCAACAUCAUGGACCCCCAGCAGAUCCAGAUGUCGGUCCAGCAGAUGGUCUCCGGGAUGAACCAGAACCACAACGCCUCCCAGCCGGACCCCAAGUCCCUGCUGCCCCCCCCCGGGUACCCCAACCCCCCCACGGACAACCACUCCUUCUCCAACUCCUCCGCCCUCUACCCGGCCGACAGCAAGAUGAGCCGCAACCACUGCCACAACAGCCAGAUCCCCCUGCUCUACAAGUAA